Epithele typhae is the source of this 4305-nucleotide messenger RNA. Its product is annotated as multidrug resistance-associated ABC transporter. Bases 1 to 4305 code for a protein of 1434 amino acids. Gene Ontology annotation, cellular component: membrane; fungal-type vacuole. Gene Ontology annotation, molecular function: ABC-type peptide transporter activity; ATP binding; ATP hydrolysis activity. Lineage: Eukaryota; Fungi; Basidiomycota; Agaricomycetes; Polyporales; Epitheliaceae. Gene Ontology annotation, biological process: transmembrane transport. The transcript is spliced from 33 exons. The record is from RefSeq and is a predicted model, not a curated record.
AUGAAGACGGCACGCCUCGCUUGCUGCGUUGCCCUCGCUACGUUGUCCGCCGUUCCCCUCGUCCUGGCGAGCCGGCGAACUCUAGAGCUGCCUGCCUCCCUGGAGUAUGAACUUGUACACUGCGGCUUAUACAUUUACGCCUCCGCUCUCGCUGUGGGACAUCUGUUAUCUCGGAAGCACAGCUCAGCGUUCGCAUCACAUUUAGUUAUAGUCACCUUCUUGGCGCUUGCCGUAUCCGCAGGUCGCAACGUUGUCCCGUUGUUUGUCAUAGGAGGUGUGCCUGCUGAUCUGGCGACGCAAGGUGUUCUUCUCUGGGCCAAGAUUGUCUUGCUUUUUGAGAUCUCCGUCAUGAUUCCGCUGGUCCUCCCGCACUACGACCCAUCCAUCCCGAAUCCAAACGACGAACAACGCAGUAGCCUGCUAGCUUACUGUUUGUUCGCAUGGCUAGACGUCACCAUAUCGAAGGCCUCACGGACAUCUCAUCUUUCGCACAACGAGCUACCGUCACUUGCUGAGGAUAACCGUGCGCGAAGUCUGGUGGAGCGCAGCUUCUCGUACAUCGAUCCUCUCAAAGUAAGGUCAGACAGACACAUUAUUUGGGGCCUUCUGCUGUUCUAUCCACCUCACGGUUCAUCGCAGGCUGUCGUACCCCUCGCUACGCCCAUCGCACUUCGAAACUUGCUUAACGUCCUGGAAACUGGCGGGGAGCACUCUCGGUAUGAGCCGUGGACCUGGAUCGUCCUCAUGUUCAUUGGCUCCUCGAUCUCCACGUUGGCGGAUCAGUGGUACAUUUGGAUUGUGCAUCGUCAACAUGUCAAGACACAAGUCAUUCUCACUGAGCUCAUCUUUCAGCACGCGCUGCGCAUCCGCGUCAAGGCCGAGACUUCGGCUGCUGACGGAUCGACAGCCAGGAGUGCCAAUCUGUCAGGGAGGUUGAAUAACCUUGUCACGAGCGACAUAGAGAACCUUAAGGUCGCAAACCAUACCGCUAAACAUCUGUUGGCAGUAAUCAAGUGGCCUUUGCAGAUGAUCGCUGCAGUCUUGCUGCUCUACCGCAUCUUGGGAUGGAGCAUUUUUGUAGGAAUUGGGGCCAUGUUUAUAAUGCUCCCUUUUCCUACAUAUGUCACCGACUUCGUGCGCAAGUAUCAAGCAAUGAUGAUGGUAAAGAUGGACGCACGUGUGCAGUUAAUCAGCGAGACACUUGGAAUCGUGCGAAUGAUCAAGCUUUUCGCUUGGGAACACCACGUUGCCGAGAAGAUAACUCGCCGAAGGGAUGAGGAGCUCGUUGAGCUGCAGAACUCGCGGAUGAUGAUCCUUCUCAGCAGGCAGUCUACGUUCAGCAUUCCGCUUCUUGUCAUGUUGUUGACGUUUGCAAGCUUUGCACUCCUCCAAAAGGGUGAACUCACGCCAUCUCGUGUAUUCCCUGCGCUGUCAGCGUUUAUCAUGCUCCAGAACCUACAACUACUCUUCGGCAACUUGCCUAGCGUUCUUCGAGGCAAGUUGUCCAUUGAUCGCAUCAACGACUUUUUGCAUGAGACGGAGCUCCUCGACGAGUUUGAGGACCCCCCAGUACCAGGAGAAGACAGAUUCAUCGCCUCCGACGCCGACAUCGACAUCGGCAUCAAUCACACUCACUUCACAUGGUCGUCUUCCGUGCCCGGCAGCGGCGCUCAGACUCCAGUCGACCCGACAUCCUCUACCACCCCUGAUCUGCGGCGCUUUUCUCUCCGCAUCGACGAGCCCCUUCGAUUCAAGCGCGGGGCGAUCAACCUCAUCAUCGGCCCGACUGGGUCGGGAAAGACCUCGCUGCUCAUGGCCCUCCUCGGAGAGAUGCACGCGCGUCCCUCCGAGCCCGGAGUAGGGACGUGCGUGAAGCUGCCGAGGGACGGUGGUGUCGCGUACGCGGCGCAGGAGAGCUGGAUACAGAGCGAGACGAUUCGGGACAAUAUUCUCUUUGGGCUGCCUUUCGACGAAGUCAGGUAUAAGAUGGUGAUCAAGCAGUGCGCGCUUGAACGCGACCUCGCCCUCUUUGCGGCGGGAGACAUGACAGAGGUUGGAGAGAGGGGGAUCACGCUGAGUGGUGGACAAAAAGCUCGGAUCACGCUUGCGCGAGCCGUGUAUUCGAAAGCGGAGAUUCUGCUCCUUGACGACGUACUUGCCGCCCUCGACGUCCAGACGGGUCGUUCCAUCGUCGAUCAGUGCUUCAUGGGCGAUCUCGUCCGCAACCGCACUGUCAUCCUCGUUAGUCACAAUGUUGCUCUCACGCGCCCCAUCGCUGGUUUCGUCGUCGCCCUCGGUAGCAACGGCCGUAUCGCCAGCCAAGGGUCGCUCGACAAGGCACUUGAAGACGACCAAGAACUCAUGGAAGAGCUCAAAGCGGACGUCAAUGCUCUUGUCAAAGCAGACCAGGAUCUAGACAGCCAGAAUGUUGCAGACGGUACGGCCGAACAGAGUAGUAACGGAAAACUCUUCGCUGCCGAGGAGAUUAGUCGAGGCACAGUCGGAUGGGAUACCAUGAGACUGUACUUUUUGAAUGCGUCGCGGUCACCGUGGAUCUUUUGGUUGACCUAUCCGACGUUGAUUGCUCUGACGCACUCGAUGUUCAACCUUCUCGAAUGGGUUCUAGGUCUCUGGGCUUCGCAGUAUGAGACUCAUGAGCGAAGCGAAGUUCACGUGGGAUACUACGUCUCAUACUAUCUGGGAGUUCUGCUCGCAGGAUCAACUGCAUACGCAAUUGGCUGGUACAUGGUCACAAUGAGCUCCCUGCGAGUAUCUACGAUCGUUCAUCAGCAAUUAAUCAAGUCGGUCCUUGGCACCACGCUACGUUGGCUAGAUAAGACUCCCACAUCACGUAUUGUCGCGCGCUGCACCGCGGACAUCCACACCGUCGAUACCGCCGUCUAUCUUGCGAUUCACCAUCUCACUGAGCACACUGUGUUCAUGCUCACCAAGCUCGUGGCGGUCACCGUGGUCAUCCCUGUGUUUGUAAUACCCGCGGCUCUGUUUGCGGCCAUCAGCAGUACGUUCAGUCGGAGCUACAUGCGUGCGGAGCUGCCGAUCAAGCGCGAGAUGAGCAACGCACAGGCGCCGGUUCUCGGGCACUUCAGUGGGGCCAUGGCUGGCCUUGUGUCAAUUCGCGCAUACGGUGCUCAAGAAGCGUUCAAGCUGGAGUCCUAUAGACGCUUGGACUAUUACAGCCGCGCGGCCUUUCCGUUCAAUGCGCUCACUCGAUGGAUCACCGUACGCGUCAACCUUCUAGGAAUAGUCUUGACGACUGCGCUAGCGACCUACCUGACAUACGUGGCCUCGAUCGGUGCCGCGAGCACCGGUUUCUCGAUGUCUAUGGCCAGUAAGUAUUGUAUGGCAUACAUGUUUCAUUCUGCGCAUUUUCCUGACUAUCUGCACAGCGUAGAACGUAUCCGACAGUAUUUGGAGAUAGAACAGGAACCGAAAUCCACCAAGUCUGGUGUGCCGCCUGCGUACUGGCCUGCAAGCGGGGAGUUGCGAGUCGAGAACCUUUCAGCGAGGUAUACCCCUGACGGUCCGAAGGUCUUGCACGACCUGUCGUUCCAAGUCAAGUCCGGUGAACGCAUUGGCAUCGUCGGACGCACGGGCAGUGGCAAGAGCUCGCUCACCCUGUCGCUCCUUCGCGCCAUCUACACCGAAGGCAGCGUGUUCUACGACGGCCUCGCCACCGACGCUCUCAACCUCGACGCGCUCCGCUCCAACGUCACCAUCAUCCCUCAGGUGCCUGACCUACUCAGCGGCACGCUCCGCCAGAACCUGGACCUCUACGACGAGUACUCCGACGUGACACUGAACGACGCGCUGCGCUCGGCGGGUCUCUUCGCACUGCAGGAACGCGGCACUACGAGUUCGAGCGAUGGGCACAUCGACGGCGGGGACGGCGCACGGCUCACCCUUGACUCUGAGAUUGCCGGUGGGGGAGGGAACCUUUCUGUUGGUCAAAGGCAGAUCAUUGCGCUCGCGCGGGCGAUCGUACGGCGCAGCAAGCUGCUCAUUUUGGACGAAGGUGUGUUUUCAUCCCAUCACUACGAGACGGACGCGAUCAUCCAGAAGUCACUCCGAGAGGAACUGGGGAAGGAUGUGACGGUGCUCACUGUGGCGCACCGUCUCCAAAGCAUCAUGGACGCCGACAAGAUUAUGGUUCUUGAUGCGGGUCGGAUUGUUGAAUUCGACAGUCCAAGCAUACUGCUGGGGAAGAGUGAUGGGUAUUUCCGUGGGCUGGUGGACGGAAGUUUGGAUCGACACACGCUUUAUGCUAUGACAGGCGCCACCGCUUGA